Capronia epimyces CBS 606.96 is the source of this 1617-nucleotide messenger RNA. RefSeq lists its product as uncharacterized. The record is from RefSeq and is a predicted model, not a curated record. Lineage: Eukaryota; Fungi; Ascomycota; Eurotiomycetes; Chaetothyriales; Herpotrichiellaceae. Gene Ontology annotation, biological process: carbohydrate transport; transmembrane transport. Gene Ontology annotation, molecular function: carbohydrate:proton symporter activity. Bases 1 to 1617 code for a protein of 538 amino acids. The transcript is spliced from 6 exons. Gene Ontology annotation, cellular component: membrane.
AUGGCUGUCCGAAAGAGAAAAUCUUCAUCCCAUUCCAGUUUGUACAACCGACUUAUUACCGUCGCCGUCGCUUUCGGGUCUAUGACCUAUGGCUACUCCUCUUCCAUCAUCGGAAGCACUAUCGGUCAGCCGGGAUGGUAUCGAUACUUUGAUCUUCCUAUGCAAGGCGAGCCAGGCUAUGGGGGAAAGACCACCGAAGCCAUCGGGACGGUGAAUGGUCUCUACAGUGCCGGCGGAGCGGUCGGCAGUCUGUUCAUCAUGUGGUCAGCAACAGCCAUCGGCCGCAAGCACAGCAUUCAGAUCGGAGCCAUCCUCGCCAUUAUCGGAGGUGCCUUUCAGGGCGGAGCAGCUGCGAUUGCAAUGUUCCAUGUCGGUCGAGUCAUAGCUGGUCUGGGAGUCGGCAUUCUGGUCACCGCUUGCCCAAUGUAUCUCUCCGAGCUGGCACCUCCCGAGAACCGUGGUUGGCUGGUCGGACACCACGCAAUCUUCCUGGUCUUCGGCUACAUGUUGUCGAGUUGGCUUGGGUAUGCGUGCUACUUUGCCACCAGCAAGAACGAGUCGUUCGCCUGGAGGUUUCCUCUCUGCAUUCAGAGUCUUCCACCGCUCGUUCUGCUCGUCACCUCGAUUUGGAUCCCGAGGUCACCGAGGUGGCUACUCCAGAAGGGCAAGAUCGAGGAGGCGUGGAAGGUGAUUCAAGCUCUGCGGAGAACACCAGACGAUCCCGACGACCUCGCGGCCAAAGAAGAACUUUACCAGACCAAGGAACAACUUGCCCUGGACCACGCCAAGCUGAAGGCGGUAGGAUAUGGCCCGUGGAAGGCCUGUAUCAAGAAGAAGAGCUAUCGGAAGAGGAUGAUUAUCGGCUUCUUGACUCAAUGGGGCGCCGAGUUUGCCGGCCCGCUGGUCAUUAACAACUACUCUGUCAUCUUAUACACCAAUCUGGGACAAACGGGUAGCAUGCCACUCCUUCUUUCCGCUCUUUGGCUAACCACCGCUGGUGUCAUCUACAACCCAGGCGGGGCCUGGCUCCACGACAAGGUGAAUUCUCGUCGACUGAUGUACAUGGUCGGCAUCACCGGCUGUCUCGUUACAACCUCCUGCCUGUGCGCCAUGAUUGCCAAGUACGCCGGGACUUCCAACCACGCUGGGAACUCGGCGGGUGUGGCCUUUGUCUUCUUAUACCUCAUGUUCCAGGGCACCUGCUGCGAUACGACCAUGUAUCUCUACGUCUCGGAGAUUUUCCCCACUGAGAUCCGGCCGAUUGGCAUGGGCUUUUCCAUGUUCGGCCAGUUCGCGGCGACGAUUAUCCUGCUGCAGACCGCGCCCAUCGGCAUCAACGACGUCGGCUGGAAAUACUACCUGGUCAUCGUGGCCUGGUGUAUCGUCUACUUGCCCAUGAUCUACUUCUUCUGGCCCGAGACGGCCCGGCUGUCGCUCGAAGAGAUCUCCAAGCAAUUUGGCGACGACGUGGCCGUCCAUGUCAACGACGUCAGCGAAGACCAGCGUCGCGAGCUCGACGAGUUCUUGAGGUCCAAGGAUAUUGUGCAUGCCGCUCCCUCUGAGAUUGAAACAGGGCCAUCGCCGAGCGGGGGGGUCGUGGAGACGGAGAAAGUCUGA